This is a messenger RNA of Thamnophis sirtalis, 2638 nucleotides long. RefSeq names its product carboxypeptidase A6 (gene CPA6). The record is from RefSeq and is a predicted model, not a curated record. Gene Ontology annotation, biological process: proteolysis. Lineage: Eukaryota; Metazoa; Chordata; Lepidosauria; Squamata; Natricidae. Gene Ontology annotation, molecular function: metallocarboxypeptidase activity; zinc ion binding.
GUAGCUGCUCCGUUUUACACGCAAGAGAGGCGAAGGUCUUUUUAUCCCGUUUUCUCUCGGGAUCCUGCGGCGGCGGCGUUGGUAGCAACUAUGAAACUUCCCCGGCCGAUGUUUUCUUUCCUGUCCUUUGGGCUGCUCCUCGUCCAGCAGCGGGCUGAGAUGCCCGGACGAACUUACCUUUACGACAACCGCUACGCUGGGCAUAAGGUGAUAAGGAUUAUACCAGAGAAUGACCAAAUGGCAGAGACAUUGAAGAUUCUUUCUCAACAACUUAAAGUGGACCUGUGGCAACCAAGCAGCCUGUCUCUCAUCUCCAAGGGUGCAGUUACAGAUGUACAUCUGUCAAGAAAUAGUUCACAGAUUCUUCAGUUCUCCUUAGAGCAAGCAAACAUCCAAUAUACAGUCCUCAUAUCUGAUUUGCAAAAAAAUAUAGAAAAACAAAGUGAUUCAAAGCCACCCAGGAAUCGUAGAUCAUUGCCAGAAUAUAGUUAUGAAAUAUAUCAUUCCCUGGAAGAAAUUCAAAGUUGGAUGUAUUAUUUGAACAAAACUCAUUCUGAUCUCAUUUAUAUGUUCUCCAUUGGCAAGUCAUAUGAGGGAAGACCACUUUUUGUGCUAAAGCUAGGCAAAAGAACAAGGGUUUAUAAGAAAGCUGUAUGGAUUGACUGUGGAAUUCAUGCAAGAGAGUGGAUCACUCCAGCUUUUUGCCAAUGGUUUGUGAAAGAAGCUCUUCAGACAUAUCAAAAUGAUUCAGCCAUGAGAAGAAUGCUAAAUCAAUUGUAUUUCUUUAUCAUGCCUAUUUUUAACGUGGAUGGAUAUCAUUUUAGCUGGACUCAGGAUCGAUUUUGGAGGAAAACAAGAUCAAAGAAUUCAAAGUUUCACUGCCAUGGAGUAGAUGCCAAUCGUAACUGGAAAGUAAAAUGGUGUGAUGAAGGUGCUUCCCUUCAUCCCUGUGAUGACACAUACUGUGGUCCAUUCCCUGAAUCUGAACCAGAAGUGAAGGCUGUUGCUCAUUUUCUUCGCAAACACCAUACUCAGAUGAAAGCCUAUUUGUCCUUUCAUGCGUAUGCCCAAAUGCUAUUGUAUCCAUACUCUUACAAGUAUGCAGCUAUUCUAAAUUUUAGUUGUGUGGAAUCUGCAGCUGUUAAUGCUGUAAAUGCUUUGCAGUCUGUUUAUGGAAUAAGGUAUCGAUAUGGUCCUGCUUCCAGAACUUUGUAUGUAAGUUCUGGAAGUUCAAUGGAUUGGGCCUAUAAAACUGGAAUCCACUAUUCAUUUGCCUUUGAAUUGCGUGAUACAGGUCAUUUUGGAUUUUUAUUGCCUGAGAACCUAAUCAAGCCAACCUGUAUAGAGACCAUGCUGGCUGUUAAAAAUAUAACCAUGCACCUCCUUAAAAAGUGUCAUUUAAGCGUUGCAGCCAAGUUUUAAUUUUUUAAUUGUUCUUAAGAAUACAGCGUGAAGUCACUCAAAUAUAGAAUAUAGCAUUUUCCACUAGUGGAACCCAUUGAAAAAAAAAUGAUAUUUUCUACAUAUAAGAGAUAUUCAAAUGUUUGAUACAUAUACUAGGCCAUACAUAUGUGGUAUCAGGACAUAUGAAGGCAGAAAUCCUUGAGUGUAUCUAAAUGAUUAUUGAUGAAAUUAUGAAAGGUGGAAAUGAGAAAAAGUAAAAAGAAAAAGAAGCACCAAGACUUUAUUCAAAUUCAUGUCUAGCAAGAAAAAGGAUAAAUCAUGUGAAAUCUUUGUUCUAAUAAAUUAUCUGCCUAAUUUAUACAUGAAUUUAUAUAUGAAUCUCAGCUUGGCUCAAAGAAGAAUCAUAAUUUGCUCAAAAUGUUGAAUUUUGAACCACUGAAAGUUAGUCAUAGCUCUGAUAUCUAUAACCUAAGCUAAACCUUUUGCAAUAAUAAAGCUAUUUUACUGUUAGGAUCAUAUGUUUAUUAACAUUGGAAUAAAAUACAUCAUGCAGCAAAAAACAUUGGCAAGACCUGUGUAUUAACUUCCUGGGAGGAAUAUGCCGAGAAUAGAGGAUACAGUAUAUUCCUCUAUGAAUGUCACCAAAGACCAAAUUCCAAAAUUAACUUUAAGAUUGGAAACAUCCAGAUGGAAUAAUGUUCUAUCAUAUCUACUGCAUUCAUUAUAUUUUUUCAUGUUCCAAUUGUAGAGGAAUAAUAGCAUUUAUUUUUACUAUUGUGCUUUAAACUCCAGGGAACCUAUUUUAUUUAAAUUAUAUUUUAGAACUCUCCUUCAUAGCUAGAGAUUGAAUAACCUUUAUUGCUAUCACCUUGGAAAUGUCAGUAUGGUCAAUUUAUUCAGUGUAGAAAAUGGAUAGUGUAAGAUGUAAUCAAAGGGUCAACUCACCCAAUAAGUAUUGCAUUUCCCCAGGCACAGUGAAAUGGAAAAUAAGUAAAUAACAGCCAAAGCAGAGAAGGCAAUUUCAACCUCUGAAACCAGGACAGAAACAGCUAUUAUAUAAGUAUAUGGAUAAGAAUCAAUUGGUUUCGCAGAUCACAUGUACUGAAAAAGUGUAAACUUUUAGUCAUUUGCAGCAUGUCACUGCGUAGCUGCAAAAAUCGUAACCAUUCCCCCUGCAAAAUACCAAGUGAUGAAGAAAGUAAGGCAUCCUUGUCAGUCUGACUGCAUCUUUCUU